Messenger RNA from Aspergillus heteromorphus CBS 117.55, 927 nucleotides. RefSeq lists its product as uncharacterized. Bases 1 to 567 code for a protein of 188 amino acids. The transcript is spliced from 3 exons. Lineage: Eukaryota; Fungi; Ascomycota; Eurotiomycetes; Eurotiales; Aspergillaceae. The record is from RefSeq and is a predicted model, not a curated record.
AUGCCUGACUUCGCUCUCCGUACCCAGAACCAGCGUGCCGACGCCCUGGCCCGCCUGGCCGACGACCACCUGCAGCAGGAUCUCCGCCCCGACGACCGCGUCGCCCUCCACUCCGCCGCCCGCGCCGUCUCCCGCUGGACGCUCGUCGCCGGCUCCCUGGGCCUGGGCCUUGGCCUGUUCGUCGCCCUGCGUCUGCGCAGCUCGCGCAAGGCCGUCUUCGAUGCCUUCCGCGCCCGUGAGAGGCCCACCGGCCUCGUUUUCGCCGACGGGCGCACCGGCCCUGACCCCCUCCCUCGCAGAAUCCAUCCCCGAUCUCACCCCCUGCUGAAGCCCACCGCCCUGGGCGACGUCGCCACCUACAUCCUCGCUGGCACGGGAGGCCUCUUCCUGGGCGCGGAGCUGGGCUUCCUCGGUGGUGUUUCCAGCGGCAGUUCGCAGAUCAUGGGUGAUCCGGAGCGGCGCGAUCGCAUCGAGCGGGCCUUCCGCAAAUUCCGGGCCGACGUGCUGCGCAAGGAGGCCGAUGCCCUGGACGGUGGGGGGAGGAGUGUGUUCGACCAGAUGUUCUGAUCCCCGCGCCCCGAGCGGACCCGGGGGACGAUGUACGACUAGCAGAGAACUUGACGAUCAUGAAUGGAUAUCUUAUCUACAGCACAUGGGGAGAGCCACACCCACGCGCGUAGGGAGGCGGUGGGUCGGACAUGAUACCUACAUUAGACGGACCAAGGAACAGGAUAUGCCGGCUAUAAACAACAACAGAGAACACAAAAAGCAAAACAGGUUACCAAGCACGCGAACCCCAACACCGGCGCGAUGAAAUCCCCAGACGGCCCAGCUCGAUCCGGGGAAGGACGGUAGAUAUCGGGACGAGAGGCACGACGCACCCCCGGGCCAUUACUAGUCGGCAUUGUUGGCGCACGUCCAGCUGGC